UAGUUACGCGCCGGAUGUGGACUUGCAGAGUGAGCCCCAGAAGUCGCGGACGCUGUUGGGCUUGAGGCCUGGCUGAAGUUUGGUCGGGAGGUCUGCAGCUUUGGGAGGCGGCCGUUGCCAUGACGGCCCAGGGGAGCCUGGUGGCCAACCGAGGCCGGCGCUUCAAGUGGGCGAUUGAGCUGAGCGGACCUGGAGGAGGCAGCAGGAGCCGAAGUGACCGGGGCGGUGGCCAGGGAGACUCGCUGUACCCAGUUGGUUACUUGGACAAGCAAGUGCCUGAUACCAGCGUGCAAGAGACAGACCGGAUCCUAGUGGAGAAGCGCUGCUGGGACAUUGCCUUGGGUCCCCUGAAACAGAUUCCCAUGAACCUCUUCAUCAUGUACAUGGCAGGCAAUACUAUCUCCAUCUUCCCUACUAUGAUGGUGUGUAUGAUGGCUUGGCGACCCAUUCAAGCACUUAUGGCCAUUUCAGCCACUUUCAAGAUGCUAGAAAGUUCAAGCCAGAAGUUUCUUCAGGGUUUGGUGUAUCUCAUUGGGAACCUUAUGGGUUUGGCAUUGGCUGUUUAUAAGUGCCAGUCAAUGGGACUCUUGCCUACGCAUGCAUCAGAUUGGUUAGCCUUCAUUGAGCCCCCUGAGAGGAUGGAGUUCAGUGGAGGAGGACUGCUUUUGUGAACCUGAGAAAGAAGCACGUGGUGCCUAUGUAUCUGGAGCUCAUUUACAGCCGCCUUCAUGCCCAGUGGCUCCUCCUCAGCAUACCAACCUUUAACAUUAUCACUCACUGAAAAGGACCAAAAGGUCUCUUUUCUCCAUGGUGAAGAGACAAAUCCUAGAAAGACAAUGUACAUAUCACUACAAACACAAAAAAACUAUACCACAACUCUUGACUGAAAAUAAGGUAGAAAACUUUAUUUAUGUUUCCAGUGGAGAGCAAAACAACAAAUGAAACCAUAACUCUGUAAACAAAAGAGUGGUUGCUGAUAAAUCAAGAGCUACAGCAGCAUCUCCUUUUAAUAAAUUAAAUGGUUGAGAACAGUGCUUUAAAAAAAAGUUGCACAAGUUUCCCUUAAAUCUAUCCUCCUUAAUAUAUUUCACUUCUAUUUAACACAAGCUGGGACAUAAAAAUUCUGUUGGAGAUACUAGAGAAAUGUGAGAAACUAAUGCUGAAUUCAGAUUAUACAUGAUGAAAAGAAAAAUAAACCAGACCAAAACACAUAAAA
This is a messenger RNA of Orcinus orca (killer whale), 1216 nucleotides long. RefSeq names its product ER membrane protein complex subunit 4 (gene EMC4). The transcript has 5 exons. Gene Ontology annotation, cellular component: EMC complex. Gene Ontology annotation, biological process: protein folding in endoplasmic reticulum. NCBI's taxonomy places the organism in Eukaryota, Metazoa, Chordata, Mammalia, Artiodactyla, Delphinidae. The record is from RefSeq and is a predicted model, not a curated record. Bases 120 to 671 code for a protein of 183 amino acids.